AUGAAUGCCUACCAGGCACCCGAGCAGGGUGUGUUCAUGGGGGGUCUUCAUGGUGGGUUCUUCCUCAAGUCGAUGGUGUCUCGGCGGGAUCUUCCGGUAGCGACUCCUUCUGGGCGGACCUUCGUGGUGCGCGGCUCUGCAACGGUCCCAGCACUAGUCUCUGUCCUUAUUGGCUCCGACCGUGCUGCGUUGCUGCGUCGUCACGCCUUCUCUCCGCCCGGGUCGUUCGUCGCCCGACUUUGCCGGUGCCAUGCGGAAGUCGAGAUAUCCGUCCCGCCUGAGGUGGAGGUGCUGCUGGGCAAGCAGGCGUCCAUUGCGUGCACGCACACCGUGACGGGGGGGAAAGGUUACCACCUGGUGGAGUGGUUCAUUACGGACAAGAAUGGGGAGCAGCGCCGCAUGGCCUUCAGUGACCAGGACCGCCGGGAGGUGGACAAAAACACCGAAUACACCGACCGCAUCCUCAUGGACGACGACUACAGUCUGGUCAUCAAAGCCGCCGACGUGAGCGACGAGAGGGCUUUCACCUGCCGCGUGAUGGCCGGCGUCGCGGGGGACGCCGGGGGGACGGCCCAGCUCAAGGUCUACGACCCCCCCGAAGCCCCAGAGGUCAGAUGGAACACCAGGACUCUAUCGGUGACCGGGGAACUUGCUUCCGAGAUUGCGGAAUGCGUCAGCCGAAACGGCCACCCGAUGCCCACCAUCAGCUGGUACAAAGACGACCACCCUCUGCAAGCCCCGACAGAACGCAACACCGACUUGUACGUGGUGUCACGGACAGUAAAGGAGGCUUCAGGGCUCCACUCGGUCUCCAGCACGCUCUACCUGCGCCCAAACAAGACCGACAAAGACUCCCGCUUCCACUGCCAGGUCACCUACUUAAUGCCCGGCGGAGAAGAGCACACGAUGAAGUCGGAGAGUUUCCAGCUCACGCUGCACUACUACACCGAGAACGUGCAUUUUAGUUUGGACUCUCCUGAGGUUAUCAAGGAAGGGGACGACGUGCGGCUGCUUUGCCAAGGGGACGGGAACCCCCCGCCGGAGUACGUCUUCACCAAAAUGAAGGCUCACGACCGAUUUGAUGAUCUGGGGUCCAGCCCUAACGGACUCCUAGUCCUUCAGCACGUGACCAAGGAGGACAGCGGAACGUACCGGUGCCAAGUACUCGAUUUCGACAGCCCCCCCGAGGUGGAGCUGGAGAAGGAGGUGACCAUUAGUGUCAACUAUCUAGAUUUGCUGGUCCUGAAGCCUAACAAGACGGUGAAAGUCCCCCUGGGGGAAAACAUUGAACUUGACUGCAGCGGUAGCGGUUCCCAGACGCCCACGCUUUCGUGGAGGAAGUUAGAGCACAAGAAGGAUUCUUGGCACGUCGCGGUCCGUGUCCUUUGCUCUCCGCCUGUCGUCACGACGCAGCCGGCCUCGUUCCGGCCUCAUCCCUAUACACUGUAUCUUAAAUUUGCAACUCCGCAAACCGAAAACUGCACUGAGCUUCGGAAGCCGGAACUGGAGCGCCCUGUGUCGCCGAGCCAUUACUACAGCCCCGACCAGAAGGUGACGUUGACGUGUUCCGCUUUGGGCCACCCGGAACCACAGAUCACCUGGAGCGUCUCCGGAGAGCCUUCCACGAAUAGCUCUGGCAACCGAGUGACCAGCAGGAUGUCCGUGGAGGUGACGCCGGAGCUGGCCGAGAGCGGGGUUAAGUGCUUGGCGAAAAACCAGCACGGCUUGGACGAGUGGACGUUCCGGCUGGAGACCGCUCCUCCAACAGUCUCUGCUACAGCAGUGCCAGUGGACGGGGGCGAGAGCCAGGGCGGAAGCACAGUGGCCGUUAUCGCCGUGUGCGUCUGCGUCCUCCUGCUCCUCCUCAUCGUGGGCUUCUUCUACUUCAUGCAGCGCCGGGGCCGGCUGCCCUGCAGCGGGGGUGAAAAGAGAUCUUUGACCCCCAAGGAAGGGAAUCCCGACGACACCGUGGUGGAGAUGAAGACGGACAAGCGGAACGAGCAGACGGGGCUGCUGAGCCCAGGCGGGGGCGGCGGAGGCGGGACGAACGAGUGCUGAGGGUUCCUGGACUGGGGGCUUCUUCCGGAGAGACCCCUUUCUUCUGCCUGCUCUGCACCACAUCGCGGAAGAAGAGACUGCUCAGACUGGACUGUGCGAGGGGGACGGCGGCUCCUCCCAAGGCCCCUUGGUCCAAGAGGGGAGAGGGAAUCCUCGGAAGUUGGACUUCUCGUUGGGGGGGAAGUACGGGGUGGGGUGGGGGGGCCUGCGCGGCCAUCACUAUGACUUCCUCCUUAGAACGUCUGGGGUUUUGUUUUGUUUUUCCCUUUCAAAAGACUGGCAGCCCUCGCAGGCCCCGCACCAACCUGUGGACGUGAACAGCUCACCAACGUACUCACGUCAACCGUGCACAAACCUACGAGCUCUGCAAACCCGUCCGUCCCCCUCCCCAGGUUACCGGCUCACAAAACAAUCUCUCUCUCACCUAUCCGUUUUGUCACUCGCACUCAUGUAAAAUGUUGCUGCCUGGUCGCCUGGAGAGGCGGUGCCGCUCGCCCUAGGCGACCAGGCCAAGUUUUGUUCCAGGCUCGUGCGGAGAGACGUUUUUCCUCUCUAAGCGCACCCACAUCCUCUCUGCAUGCAAGCAAGCGCCAGAACUGAGCGGCUACAGGCACGCUUCUGUCCGCCGCGCCUCUUACCCGCACGCACCAGAAGCAGAUGUGGCAUCUCUUCCAGAUGUGGGACCGGGUGGGAACAUGUCCUGUGUUGUAGCUCCGUGCUAUGGGAAGCUUCGUCCGCUGAUGCUCGCACAUCAAAACUAAAGGCACUAGAUGGGGGUCUCUCUGUUGUCACUUGUAUUGUUCCUGGCCAAUGGACAACUCGAAAGCACACGUUCUUUCCUUCAUGGGCCCAUGAAGCAUGCUCACUUGCCAUAGCUUGCCCCGGCUUGAGUGACUGAUGCUGCAUCCUGAUACUCCAAGCAAAGCCAUUUUUUUUCCUCCAUACGUGGCAGGCUGGCACGUGGGUCAUACCUCUGGCCAGUGUUCCCUCUAAGCUGAGUUAGUGUGAGCCAGCUCGCAGUUUUUUAGCCUCCGG
This is a messenger RNA of Gekko japonicus, 3093 nucleotides long. It is a transcript of the gene BCAM, whose product is annotated as basal cell adhesion molecule (Lutheran blood group). Gene Ontology annotation, cellular component: plasma membrane. The transcript has 16 exons. Bases 1 to 2058 code for a protein of 685 amino acids. The record is from RefSeq and is a predicted model, not a curated record. NCBI's taxonomy places the organism in Eukaryota, Metazoa, Chordata, Lepidosauria, Squamata, Gekkonidae.